Molecule: messenger RNA, 26585 nt
Organism: Lymnaea stagnalis (great pond snail)
Lineage: Eukaryota; Metazoa; Mollusca; Gastropoda; Lymnaeidae
Source: the annotation of a GenBank genome assembly
AAUGAUUUCAUCAAGAAACCGGAAGUAAAGAUAUAUUAGUAAACAACUGGAAAUAAUUGUUUGGAAUGAUAUAAUUCUGGGUUGGGGUUUUAAAAGAAUACCUAGCCUAAAAACAUUAAAUGGGUUUCCAUGAACUAUGCAAUUACGAUUUAAAACCUGUUAAUCUAAAGAUUAAUAUUAAACUGAAGGUAAGUAAAUUGUAAAAUAACAAGCUUGUCAAUAAUAAAAUUAAUUCAGUAAAGUAAAACAGUAAAAGUUUUAAAACUUUAAUUAAUUUUAAAUAUUGUCUGAUUCAACCAUAAAAUUAAAAUAUAUAUGACAUACUUCAUAUAUGAUAGGGCUAGCUAUACUAUAAGUAUAUGGGUACAAAGUGGCUAUUCGGGCCUGGAAAAGAUUGAGAUUGAUAUGUAAACUGUUAGUUGUUGGGUUUGUAACUUACUAAGUACUAAGUGGCAAAAUUUGGUAUCAAAUGAAAGAUGAUUGAUUAUUAAUGGACUAUAUGUUUGUAAACUUACUUCUUCAGUUAAACUAAAGUCUAAAGGCCUGUGCAGAGAAUUGGUACCAUGAUGUCAUUUGUGUGUUUAUUUAAGUUUCCGUGUAUUAUUCCCUCCCCUUUGACUUCGUUUAUUUUACUUAUUUACCUAAUAACUAGUACCUAGCCCUAUAAACUAUAAUCAAAUAAGUAAUAUAUAGGACAUAAAUUCUUAGGGCCUAAAUUAAUAUUAAAAUUUUCAAAAGAAAGCUGUUGGAUGAAGAUUUAAAUAGUAUUUUUAAACAAAACAUGUCCACAAUAUCGUACAAUUUUGCGAACCACUGUUAAUAUCUUUUUUUCAAAAACAAAGCCAUAAAACAAAGCCAUUUUUAGUAAACUAUUCUUUUUAUAUAAUUACGAAAAAAUUUAAAUAAAAUAAAAUUCAUUAUACUUUUGGAAAUAAAUGUUGGGACCAAAAUUCUCUUGUCAAUAGUCAGGAUGUGAUUUUGUUAAGUAGAUUUAACUAUUACAUUAAAUUAUUAAAGUAACUUUGUUGCUAGUAACAUGGAGUAGCUGAAAUUUAUUUCUAAUAAAUUUACAGCUCAACCCACAAAGGUCCGAAGGUAUCUAUUAAAUUUUUCUUCAUGAAUUCCAUCAAUGUGAUGCCUCUGUCAUUCAAAAUUGUUAUACAAAUGUGCAAUGGCUUUCAACAGAAGUAAACCAUCGAUUUCUUUUGAUAUAUUUUAACAUCUUUUUCAGUUUAAUUCUUAAAUAUUGCUGUAAUAAAGUAAUUUUUAUGGCUAUUAUAGCUUGAGCUAUAUGUAAAUUUGAUAGAGGACCUCAAACACAAUUUUUAUGGCUAUGAUAGCUUGAGCUAUAUCUAAAUUUGAUAGAGGCAGAGGACCUAAUUUUCACAAAUGUUUAAUUAAGCUCUACAAAAUUUUAUGUUUAUUUUCCAAUUAAUUAUUAAUGGAAAAAAACAAAAAAAUUCAAUAAAAUUCAAAGAAACUGCAAUAUUUACAAUCAAUUAAGGGUUGUUGGGAAAGAUAAAUUGAAAUUUAGAGUUUGCAGAGUUCACUUGCCAUUAAAACAAAGUCUGAUGCAUUACCUGAAUCUUCUUACUCUUUGAAUUCUGCAAGAAUAUGACUUAAUUGUGCUCUUUGCACUACAUUUAAAGUUUUUGCUUCUUAUCAUUAAUAUUUGAUAGUUGUAGGAACGUCAAAAUUAAAAAAUGCCAGCCCCCUUACUGAAAAAGAAGGAGUUGUAUCUGGGGGAAUCCCUUGGAGAUUUGCAAAAAAUAAGUGAAAUCAAACCAAUUGACAGCCCCGUAAGCAUGUAAGUUUUAUUAUUUUAAUGUAUUUACAAUUUGACUUGUAAAAGAAAUUAAUGGGUUAUUUAUAUUCGGAAACAAUUGUAACACUAUUGAUUGAAAUUAAUGUGUUACGACAGGGGUGGGCAAUUUUUUUGCAUGGAGGGCAGCAUGGAAGUUUUUUUUUAAUGUGCAGCAUGAUAAAAUUGUAUAUAAGUCCUAUAGGUCAUUAAGAUGGGCUUCCAAAAUUACGCAGAGUUCAUUUCUCAAAUAAGCAGUAGAGUAACUUUUAAAUUUCCUAUGAUUAUUAAUUUUCAAAGGUUUUAACAAAUAUUUAUUCAAAAUUUGUACAUUUUAUGAAAAAAAAGUUCUCUGAAGGUCUUUUGGGCCACAUUAAACAUUUCACUGGCCCUAUGUAGCCAAUGGGCAGCAGGUUGCCCAUUCCUAUGUUUUGGCCUGUUUCAAUUUUCUCUCUUUUGAUGAUUUUAUUUUACUAUAUGAAACUGCUGCAUAGCUCGGGGGUUUUAUUACCUAUAUUCAUGCAACCACCACCAGAUCAUACAAAUCAGGAUUUUCUAACCCAGAGGGUGGGGAGUAGAUAAUCAGUGCAAUUGAAACUUAGUUCAAAGUAGUUUUGACUCAUCAUGACUUAGUUCUAGGGGCUGCAAGUAUCUUUUUUUUUUAAUUAAUUGGGGAUUAGAACUACUGAUUUUGUUUUAAAAAAACAUCUAAUCAUUAAAUAUGAGUUUUUUUGUUCUUUUUAUAUUUAUAAGAUUAAAUAUUGCUAAGUCUAAACCAUUUCAAUGAAAAGUUAGUUACAAUGAUAUUUUGUUGACUUGGAUCAUAUUUUACAGCAUUGUACGAUCUUCAAAUAAAGUUUUUCAAGAUGCUGAGACUUUUGACUCACAAGGAGAUGAAGAGAAAGCGUUUGUUCUUUAUCUCAAGUAUUUUAAUAUAAUCAAACAGAUAAAGACUAAAGCUGAAUACAAGAAACAAAAGGUGAGCUCAUCCAUACUUUAAUUUGGAAUUUAAUAUCUCAGGAAAAAAUUAAUUGCCAUGUUUUUAAAACUUUGUUUAUACCUUGCCAUCCUGAAGUUGGUGAUGGGACUCUGAGCCUGUUUAUAACAUAAAUGACUGUGCUGAAUAGGACCAUCAAAAAGGUUAAAACACUUGACCAGGCAACCAUCGACCCAAAGAGCCAGGUAGCAGAUGCAGCAGAAAAGUUUUUUAUGAAAUAUAGGGAUUGAUAGGAGUGCUGUGAAAAGUUGUUUAAAAAAAUAUAUUCUGUGUUUAAUGCUACCAUUUGUAAGUUUUACUCAUUUCAAGUGGUGUAAUAAUUAAUAUAAAUUGUAUUAUUAAAACAUUAAAAUUAAUUAUUUUUUUUUUUGAGGAUUCAUUUUGAUUAUAUAGCCUGUACUAUGAUAUGAACACAAGACUAACACAUGCUAAUAUUAUUGUUCGUCUGUCAAAAUCGACUAGGACCAUCGAGUCAUCCGGUUGGGGGGAGGGUGGGUUACGGUGAGCUCGUAGGUGGCUUGCAAGACCGAUCCGUGCUUGGAAUAAUCUCUGGCAACGCGGUCAUGGGAUAGUUGCUGCAGAAGGUGAUCUAAUGUUGCUCUUUCGAGCAAGCCUGUGUGUUUCAGCUGUGGUUAUCCUACUGGCUUCAUGAGAUUUAGCCUCCUUCUUGACAGCUGCUCUCCAACUGGCUCUGUCCUGGGCUGUCUGCACCCAUUUAGUAGGGUUGAUGCUGAAGGCCUUUAGUACCGCUUUCAUUGAGUCUUUGUAACGCUUUUUUUUACCUCCUUGCCUAUCGUGAGUUCUCUGAAGAAUAUCUGCUUUGGUAGCCAGUGAUGAAGAUACUGGGUAGGUUCGCUCUAGCGAAGACCUCUGUUUCAGAAACUUUGUCUUGCCACCUGAUGCCGAGGAGUUUCCUGAGGCAAGUUGUGUGAAAAUGGUUCAGUUUCUUGGCUUGUCCACGUAGACUGUCAACGUUUCACAUCCGUCGGGAGGACUGCUGCGCUAUAGACCUUGAUCUUCGUUACUCGUCUGAUACCUCUCCUGUCCCAAACUGUGCUGCGUAGCCUGCCAAAUAUGGCACCAGCUUUUGCGAGUCUGGCAUUCAUUUCAUCAUCCAUGAUGAUCUGGAGAGGGUGCUGAAGUAGAUUUUUCCACCGUGUUGAGAUGCUAUCCGCUGAUGAUGAUGUUGGGUUCAACGUAGGGCUUAAUGGGAGCUGGCUGAUACAUAAACCCAGUCUUCUUUGUGUUGAUUGUGAGGCCAAAGUUAUUGCAGUCCUUAGAGAAGAUAUCAACGCUGUGUUACAUGAUGGCUUCUGAGGCAGCGUUGAGGGCACAAUAGUCCACAAACAGAAGCUCAUUGAUGGUGUUUUGUUUGACCUUGGUUUUAGCUUGAAGCCUCCUAAGGUUGAAGUCUGAUCCAUCAGUGCGAAACCGGAUUGGCAAGCCCGUGGUGGAGUCCUUGAACACAUCAGACAGCAUUGCAGAAUACAUAAUACUGAAGAGUGUGGGAACCAUGACACAGCCCUGCUUCACACCAUUUGUGAUGGGGAAUGCUUGAGAUGACUGACCGUUGUCCUGCUCUCAGGUCAACAUGCAUCCCUCACCUGGUUUAGCCGGCUAGUGGAAAUUGUUGCAUGCUAACAGCUGCUGGGAUGCACAGGUUACAUUUGAGUGACAGAAGAGGACCAAGGCGGAUGAACUGCUCCAAGGAGCACAAUGUUUUCCCCCAUCAGGGGUACUACCUCUUCCUGUACACACCCUUAUAAAAAGGAAAAAUACGUAACUGAAUUUAAAUUCCGGCCAGAGUCUUUAGUAUAUUUUCCACUUAAAUGGAUGCAACAUCAUUCGUCAGCUGCAUGAUGGCAACACAUGCUAAUAAGACGCACAGCACUAAAGGGCACAAAAAUCAAAAGUGAAAAAUUAUUAAAACUUAAAAUCACUCAGAAUCAUGCCAUCGAUGGAAAACUCUAGGCACACAUGAUUUAAUUGCUGUUUUAAAAUAAUAUUAAGAGAGGUAUGUCAGAACAGGCUGGGAUGUAGUAGGAUGCAUCCAUCGUGAGCCCGGCAUGUGGCAAUUAGUCACAACCGUAAGGAAUGGUUAAUUUCAAAUGUUUGCUUAUUUUAUUAAAAAAAUUAAUACAAAUUAUUUUUUGUUUAAUCAGGUCCUAAAAUUGCUCAGGCUGUUAGCCUUGGGUGGAUACUGGUUGACUGCUCCAUUGCUGAACUGCAUGACAUUUAAUAUAAAGUCCUAAUUUCCAAAAAUAUAAAAUUAUUGAGCAAAAUUUGGACUUCUUCAAAAUUUCUUUUAAUCAAUAUAUUUUACAACGUUAAUUUUAAUAAGAACAAUUUUACAUUACUUUAGAAAGUUAAUUUAAUUAAACUGAUUUAAGCAAAACUAUUAUGCUACAGGAAUAUUUUGACAAGCUCUUGAGCAUGAAGAACCAAAUAAAGGCAAUUGAAAGAGCGGAAAAGCUUUCUGAAAGUCUGAAGGAAAGGUAACUAGUUCUGUAAAUUGUUCUGCAUAUACAAUAAUAUAACCAUCAUAGGUUGACACUGAUAUAUUCCAUCUCUUCUUGAAGCAUUCCACUAGGAACAGAGGUCAUUUAAAAUCAACUUCUUUGUGGUUUUCUAACAGCUUACCCACAUCCCUUCAUCUUCUAUAUUUUGCUAUACAGCUUCUCAUAAUGUUCUCUUUUUACACUAGGAUUUCCUAAAGAUACGUCUUCCAGUAAUAUAAAAAAAAUAAUUGGAAAUUGUGUUAUUUGUUACUUUUAUAUCCUCUCUAUAUUUGUUUAAAUUUCUGAUGUUAUUCCAUGGAUAGAAUAUUUUAAACGUGCAGUAAAAAUUGAUGUGGAUAAAAUGUUCAAGCCUAAAAAUGUAAGUCUUUAAAUAAAAACGUCAUCAUUUAUGUCAAACAUGUAUUUUUUAAAUCUUUAUUAUAACAUUUCAGAUAUGAUUUGAAAAAAGCUGAAGCAUUGGCUAAAAAAUUGUCUCUUCGUGAAGUUAAAGAAGAUGCUGCAAGUAGCAUAACAAAAGAGAAUGAUGAGAAGGAAAAUGUGUUACCUAAGGAAGCGGAGAUUGCAACAGGUAUGAUUUUAGAAAAUAUUGAUCAUGUAAACAGACAUGUUUACUCUUACGAUUUUGGCGUACAACAUACGAUAUUGAGAUGUCUUUUACGAUGGUAAGCCAAGAUCCAUCAGAACUACAAUUUUAAGAGACCUGGUUGAAAAUAUGUACAUUCCGUAGUUUUUGCCGAUUAAAAAAAAUAUAAUUAAUUAAAAAGUAUGUCUUCGGGUAUUAGUUUUAAUUUGCAUUCUACAUCCAGCAGUGAAUGGUAUGAGAAAUACAAUUGAUUGUGGACCAUCUAUAAUUAUAUAUAUUAUAUUAUGUUUGUCCUGAGAGGGGAAUGAGUGGUGUUGAUUUAGGAGAUUUUGUGUUAAGAGGUGGGGGUCUAAAUAUGUAAUUAUCUAAAUUUAACACCGCCAAAUUUCAUAUGAUAGUGUUUGGGGGAGGGGGGUGUUUUGUCAGAAGUACGUAAGUUAUUAAUAAAUUGGACAAUAUUAAUCCUGAAAAUUUAAGUCCAAAAAUGGCAUAUUUAGUUUUAGGGCAAAGUUUUGUAGUAAUUUUUGCCAUAUAUUUUCACAAAUGAACUCGCUAGAUACACUCAAGUACUCAGUAGUAGAGGUGUUACAUUAAUAUUUAGUCCACUGACUUUAACGUGCUUGUGAUGUGUGAUGUAUAUUUUGUUGGACUACGCCUGUGGUUCUAAAAUUUUCUUUCCCGGUGGCUAUGCCAAUUUAUGUGUUCAACAGGCUAGGAAGUCGCAGCAACACAUAUAGAAAAAUGUCCACCCCUGGGGCGGACCUUUAAAGGGAAUAUUUUUAGCACCCCUUGUCUUUGUUAAGUUAAUGGAAAUUCACUAUUAAGUAAUUCCUAAAGAUGAUUUUUGGCACCUGUUGCUCCUAGUCCCAUUCUCAUGACCAUGCCCGUGCUGUAUGACAUAAUUUUGUGACAAUUAUUUCUUACAGCUGAACAGUGGCUGAUGAGUGCAGAAACGGAGAAAACUAGAGAUACAUUCGCAACUAUUUCACGCAGCAAUAUUAGAUUUCAACAUAUUUUAUAGGAUCCGAAGGGGCCUUUGAAAUCUAUUUUAGAUCACGCUAAACAGCUGUACGAUUUUUGAUACCCCCUUUUCCUUUCACCCAUUUACAACUUGUGAUAGUUAUCAGACUGUAAUAUGUUAACGGGAAAUGGGCAUAAUGGAUAUUGAUUCUUAUUUAUUUAUUUUUUAAAAUAUAUGUUCCUCAAAAUUAAAUUUUAAGUUUCUCGGUAGGUUUUUUUAAAAUGACGCCCUAAUUUGUUAAUUAAUUCUUAUCUUAAAAAUUUUUAUUUUACGCUGAUCAAAUUUCCAGUUUGAACCCCGUUAAAUUUCAACUGUCAUCAGUAACUUUAUUUUUACCAGUGACAGACUGUGAUAAUGUGAUCUGCACGUUCACCUAAUUAUUAAUUAAUAUCUAUAGCAGAUAUACGUCCGCAAAACAAACUGACCAAUCAGUCCACUUUUAGAAGUUAAUUUUUUUUAAGUCAGCUUAACUCGAUUCCACUAGACACGCAAUACGAGUCGUUAUUAUAUACAUUAUAUAUACGGUAUGUUCGUUUAUUUACUAUAAAGAUACUGUGUUGUACCAUUUUGAGACGAUAUUUUACGAUUUUUGGAGUUCGAGGGUAAGAAGGUCUGUGUGAAGUAUUUAAUCAUUUUAAUCUUAAGUAAAAAUUAUUCUUAUUUUAUACCUUGCUUAAAGAAAUUAUUAUUCCCUCUCCUUUUAGAAGCAGAACCUGUCAACAAAUCUGGAUCAAUCAAAUGCAUCAACUUAUGUGGGCUGCUUCGAGACACUGUUACAAAAGUCGUGCUCAUGGAUGUAAGGCCUGCUGAGGACUUUAACAAAUCGCACAUUUCUUUUACAGAUUGUAUCAGUGUUCCUCACGACAUUCUGGUGCCGGGGUAAAUUUUAAAAUAUUGUAUUAAUUCUGUAUCUUAGAUUGUUUUACAUUGUACAUGUUUCUCGUAAAUGGAUAUUUUUUUUAAUUUCUUGUCCAAAUUGUGCAUUUUUUAAUUAUUUAAAAAAAUAAUUAUUUAUAAAGAUGUUAAGAUAUCAAAUAAGUUGUGUUUUGUGUUUAAAUUUUGUCAGUUCUACUGUCAAUCACAUUCAAUCUAAACUACCGAGAGAAUCCCUCUCAAUGUGGCAGCAAAGAGUCCAUGUGGAUUAUAUUGUCCUCUUGGAUUGGAAGUCAACCAAUGAAACGGCAACCAUUGGAACUCCAUUAAGAACACUCAAAGAUGCGCUCUUCAAGGUGAAAAUGGUCUUGAACAAUGGCUUUAUACUUUUCUGGUAUUGUACAAAUGCUUUGAAUAUAUUCAUAUUAAUUGGGAAUCGCUGACUUUGUUGGAUGUUACCAAUUCAUCAUAGAUCAUAAUUUCUGACAAAACCUCACCAAUUUCAUUACAAACAAUAAUUCUCUAGGUGUGUAUGUAUGGCUGUAAAGCUGUGUUAAAUAGACCCCCCACAAUAAAAUUCACCAAAGUUAACACUAAUUGAGCUACUUUAGCAGCUGUGAAGUUAACGCAUUGCCCCCGCUGGGUUUUUUCUAGUCAAUAAACAAUAGUCAUUGUCUUGUAAGAUUAUAAAAGGAAAUUUCUUUGAACUUGAUAUUUUCAUUAGUAAAAAAAAUGUCUGGUGUCUAAUAUUUGAAUUGUCUUAGAACUGUAACUGUUCUGCCUUUGUUUCAGUUUGAUACCAGCACUAUAAUUAAAUCUGAGCCCCUGAUACUAGAGGGUGGCUAUGAUCAAUGGUUAUUAUUUUAUCCAACUAUGACCACAAAUGCUCAUGUCAUACGACCAAGUGACUAUAACAGAGAACAGCCACCUUCACCCACAAUGACAUGUAAGUGAAUCCUAAUGGGAAGAAAAUGUGUUUUUAUAGCAAUAGACUACAUUGUAAAUUAGAAAAAGAAAUCAAAGUUUGCUCAAAAAUUUUAAUUUAAAGACCUCAACCAAUCAUGUGCUGGAGACAUUUCUUAAAUGUAGAUGAUUUUACCAAACAAACAAAAAAGGUCUUCAAACACGUUAAUUUUUAGUUCAGUAACCGACACAAAGAAAUUGUUGGUUCAUUUGGAGCACACCACUGACCUCAACUUGGGAAAUAAUGUUUCAGCUUUUUAAAAUGAUGUGUUUACUUAUCUUGGCAUACCAUUAAGUAUCACUGUUACAUAUUAUUUUUUUUACUUUUUGAAGUGGAUUUUGACUAUCCAGAAGUGAGUGAUAAUUUACCACAGAAUGUCACGCCUCCAUCAUCUGAUGGUGCACAAAUUAACCAAAUACCCCCUGCCUCUGACAACAGUGGCGCUGCAACAGCUGCCGUGCCAACAGUUGUGCCCCUGCCGAGAGUUGACCGCAGUUUAAAACCAUCGAUAUCGGGAGAAAACUGGUCCUCAACAGUUGAUCCCAUGUCAAAUAAAGAGGCCAACGUGUACAGUGUGUCCAGUGCUAAUAGUGUUGGUCAUACACAUCAAAAUAAAUCAUCUUACACGAUUGCUGGGGGAAUCUCUGCCCCUGGUAACAUGUCAAAUGACAGUUCAAUUCAAAGUGGUCAAUCAGGUAACAAAGAUUUGCCAGGGAAUGCAAUAGAAAAAAUUAAUGAAGAAAAUCAAGAUGUAGAGGUUCCACCGAUAAAGCUUCAUCAGCAGCAAUUAGAAGAUGUUGAGAGGAGACUGAAAGAUCUGGAGAAGAUGAAAAAGAAAGAGGAAAAAGAUGUGGCUGAUCUGAUGAGGAUGAAGAGAAAAUUAAAGGAGGAUAUCGAUAGAGAGAAGCAGGCACAAGAAGAGCAGAAGAUGUUAUUAGAACUUGAACAAGAGAAAAAGUAAGUGCUGAUGUGUAACACUUCUUAUAACUCAAGGGUUUUUAAACUGGGGUGUGAGAGGCAGUGCCAGGGUUGCAGGAACACCCAAAACUGGUUGAGGCAAUAACACACAAAAAGUAAAAUUUAAAAAAAUUGGAAAAUGUGAACAAUAAAAACAUUCUAAAAUAAGAGCUGCUAUUUUCCAUUAGGUAAAAUGUUAUGUAUAGGUGACACAUCUGUUAAAUAAGGUUAUGUACAGUUGCCACAUCCGCUAAACCAUUUUAUGUAUAUGAGCCACAUCUGUUAAACAAGGUUAUGUAUAUGUGCUACAUCGGUUAAGGUUAUGUAUAUCUGCCACAUCUGUUAAAGAAGGUUACAUUUGUUGCCACAUCUGUUAAACAUGGUUAUGUAUAUGUGCCACAUCUGUAAGGUUAAAAUAGGGAAAUGCUUGGCAACACCUGUAGGAUAACAUGGGGGAAAUGCUAGAAAAGAGAGUCAACAAAAAUAUUGGAUUAAAGCCUUCUUCAGUGAACAAAAAAGAAAAUCUUAAUUCAUUGUAUCUUCCACUUUUACAAUAUGCAUAUUUUUGGCACAUUUUCACCACAUGAUACCAACCAAUUUCAUCCUUCCCCACACCUCCCUAGUUAUGUCCAAUCAAUGUGUACUUUCAAUUUUACACAGCUAAAUCUCAUUUUAUGUUUACUUGACUUUCCUUUUUUGUUCCCUGAUUAGGGCAUUUAGUCUGAACCUUUUUUUUUUUUGUUGUGUCACUUAUCAAGCUUUUGCAUAGAUUGUACUUUUAUUUACCUAGUGCUAUAACACACUGACUUCCAGUCAUUGUUUCAUUGUUUUAGUACAUUAAUUUGUGUAUAUAAUUUCCAAUUCUUAAACUAAAAUUUGUGUUGCUUUCCUUAAAAAUGAUCAAUUGAAUUUGGAUCAAGAAAUGAUCCUGAUCUUUUAAACUGAGAUAUAAACGAAUGAGUAUUUUCUGCAGGAGUUAUGCUUUGCAGCAGGCUAAAGUGGAAGAGGAAAAGAAACACAGAAUGCAAAAAGUGGAAAUGAUGAGACAAGAAAGGAAGAGGGAAUCAAAUAUUAAUAUUGUGACCCAAGUAAGUGGCAUUUAAAUCAAUUUUUUUUAUAUAAAAAAUAAUCUUUUUAUUUCACCUUUCAAGAUGUGAAUUAUUCCCUCUUGUCAAUUUAAAAUAAAAUUCUGAAAAUAAGGGGCAUGUAAUUCUAAAGUUUAAGACAAAGUAUUCUCAAAAGAGAGGAGGAAGAUGAUUAUCAUUAGAAAGUCUAGCUGGGCGCUGAGUACUUAAGCUUUAUCUUUAUUUAUAAUGAGAUAAUGUUUCAGUUCUUGCCCAGUACAUUGAUUGUUUCAGUUCUUGCCAAGUACAUUGAAUGUUUCAGUUCUUGCCAAGUACAUUGAAUGUUUCAGUUCUUGACAAGUACAUUCAAUGUUUCAAUUCUUGCCAAGUACAUUGAAUGUUUCAGUUCUUGCCAAGUACAUUGAAUGUUUCAGUUCUUGACAAGUACAUUGAAUGUUUCAGUUCUUGCCAAGUACAUUGAAUGUUUCAGUUCUUGCCUAGUACAUUGAAUGUUUCAGUUCUUGCCAAGUACAUUGAAUGUUUCCGUUCUUGCCAAGUACAUUGAAUGUUUCCGUUCUUGCCAAGUACAUUGAAUGUUUCAGUUCUUGCCAAGUACAUUGAAUGUUUCAGUUCUUGCCAAGUACAUUGAAUGUUUCAGUUCUUGACAAAAACAUUGAAUGUUUCAAUUCUUGACAAGUACAUUGAAUGUUUCAGUUCUUGACAAGUACAUUGAAUGUUUCAGUUCUUGCCAAGUGCAUUGAAUGUUUCAGUUCUUGCCAAGUACAUUGAAUGUUUCAAUUCUUGCCAAGUACAUUGAAUGUUUCAGUUCUUGACAAGUAUAUUGAAUGUUUCAAUUCUUGCCAAGUACAUUGAAUGUUUCAAUUCUUGCCAAGUACAUUGAAUGUUUCAAUUCUUGCCAAGUACAUUGAAUGUUUCAGUUCUUGACAAGUACAUUGAAUGUUUCAAUUCUUGCCAAGUACAUUGAAUGUUUCAGUUCUUGCCAAGAACAUUGAUUGUUUCAGUUCUUGCCAAGUACAUUGAAUGUUUCAGUUCUUGCCAAGUACAUUGAAUGUUUCAGUUCUUGCCAAGUACAUUGAAUGUUUCCGUUCUUGCCAAGUACAUUGAAUGUUUCCGUUCUUGCCAAGUACAUUGAAUGUUUCAGUUCUUGCCAAGUACAUUGAAUGUUUCAGUUCUUGCCAAGUACAUUGAAUGUUUCAGUUCUUGCCAAGUACAUUGAAUGUUUCAGUUCUUGAUAAAUACAUUGAAUGUUUCAAUUCUAGACAAGUACAUUGAAUGUUUCAGUUCUUGACAAGUACAUUGAAUGUUUCAGUUCUUGACAAGUACAUUGAAUGUUUCAGUUCUUGCCAAGUACAUUGAAUGUUUCAAUUCUACCCAAGUACAUUGAAUGUUUCAGUUCUUGACAAGUACAUUGAAUGUUUCAAUUCUUGUCAAGUACAUUGAAUGUUUCAAUUCUUGCCAAGUACAUUGAAUGUUUCAGUUCUUGACAAGUACAUUGAAUGUUUCAAUUCUUGCCAAGUACAUUGAAUGUUUCUGUACUUGACAAGUACAUUGAAUGUUUUAAUUCUUGACAAGUACAUUGAAUGUUUCAAUUCUUGCCAAGUACAUUGAAUGUUUCAGUUCUUGCCAAGUACAUUGAAUGUUUCAAUUCUUGCCAAGUACAUUGAAUGUUUCAGUUCUUGACAAGUACAUUGAAUGUUUCAGUUCUUGCCAAGUACAUUGAAUCUUUCAAUUCUUGCCAAGUACAUUCAGUGUUUCAGUUCUUGCCAAGUACAUUGAAUGUUUCAGUUCUUGCCAAGUACAUUGAAUGUUUCAAUUCUUGCCAAGUACAUUGAAUGUUUCAGUUCUUGACAAGUACAUUGAAUGUUUCAUUUCUUGACAAGUACAUUGAAUGUUUCAAUUCUUGCCAAGUACAUUGAAUGUUUCAAUUCUUGCCAAGUACAUUGAAUGUUUCAGUUCUUGCCAAGUACAUUGAAUGUUUCAAUUCUUGACAAGUACAUUGAAUGUUUCAGUUUUUGACAAGUACAUUGAAUGUUUCAAUUCUUGCCAAGUACAUUGAAUGUUUCAGUUCUUGACAAGUACAUUGAACAUUUCAGUUCUUGCCAAGUACAUUGAAGAUGUUGUUACAUGAAUGACCAAACAUUGAUCUCAAGUGUGUACUGAAAACUCAAAGUAAAAAAUAUGCGCAUGAUUCAGAAAAAAAAACGAAUCCCUCCAAAAAGAAAAAAAAAUCCCAUGAUAUGAAAUGAACAUGUUUAAAUAAGUAAAAGUUCUUAAUUCACCAGUGAUUCAAUUUUAAAAGUACAUUAUUAUAAAUAUCUGCACAGAGUAGUCUGGAUUGGCCGAUUUAACAGUUUAUUUGUAAUUGACAUGUCUUUUUACCAGAUCAUGCCACUAAAGAAAACAAAGAUUUUGAUCAGAUCAUGCCACCAAAGAAAACAAAGACCGUAUCAGAUUAUGCCACUAUAGAAAACAAAGACUUUACUAGAUCAUUCCAGCAAAGAAAAAAAAGAUUUUAUCAAUAAUGCCAAUAUAAAAAACAAAGACUUUAUCAGAUAUGCCUCUAUAGAAAGCAAAGACUUUGCUAGAUCAUGCCAACAAAGAAAACAAAGAUUAGAUCAGUAAUGCCAGUAUAGAAAGCAAAGACUUUAUCAGAUUAAGCCACUAUGGAACACAAACUAUAUCAAUUUUUAGAUAUAAAAAAUCAUAUAAUAGGUUUUUAAACAAUGUUUCAACAACAAGAGCACAACAGAAAUAUAUAUUUUUUUAAACGAAUCCAUAAUUUGGUCAUUGAUUUGUUUUCCUAUUCUGAUUAAUUGGUGCAUCAAAACUCAAAUUUUACUGCAUUAUAAAUAUGUCUCCCACUGCCACAGUUAUAGAAAUACCGAAGCAUCAUUUUAAAAGUCUGUGUCUUGCAUCUCUAGAGAAAUAAACUGCAUGACCCCAAAAUCAAACUGUUAGGCUUUCUAAAUAAAAAAAAGGAUGUCCAAAUUGUAUAUCUAUACAAAAUUAGGAUGGGUGAGAUCAUUACCUGAAGUCACCACAAACUAUGUGCCCUUUCAUGACCGCUGAAGUGUUCAAUGCAGCAAAUCUUGGAUUGUAAAAUGGGUUAGCUUACAUGUGUCCAUCUUGGAUUGUAAAAUGGGUUAGCUUACAUGUGUCCAUCUUGGAUUGUAAAAUGGGUUAGCUUACAUGUGUCCAUCUUGGAUUGAUUGAAACUUCACACUCUAUGAAGGAAUCUGUUUAACCUUAGACACAUGGCAAUUUAUAUAAAAUUAAAGAGAAAACAAUGGGGUGUACUGUUUAACAAUCAUAAAAUAAAAAAAAUUGUUCUUUUAUUUGUGCAAGUUUUUAAACAUAUUUUAUUUACUUAUAGGAAAAGACUAGACCAGCAGAUUCUAAAGUCACUCCGAAUGUUAAUGAAAUAUUGACAUCAACAGAAGGCAAUGAUAACAAAAUGCUAACAAAAAUGGAUAAUGACAUCAAAGGAGCAAACAUUGAUCCAAGAAGAGAUUUGGACAAAAAUGCUGAGACAGGGAAAGCCAUGCCAAAGAAGGCAGAUAAAUCUAAACUUGAUGAAGAAAUGGAGAAAAAAGAACUGGCCAAUCAAAAUAAGGACACUCUAGAAAAGAAGAAAUUAGAAGCUCAAAGACAAAAGGAAAUGGCUCAAAAGAAACAAGAAGAGACUGAAAAAUUAAAGAUUUUGAAAGAGAGAGAAGCAGCAGAGAAACUUGCAGAAAUAGAAAUGCUAAAACAGAAAGAAACGGCUGAAAAAGAGAGAAUUGUUAAAGAGAGAGAAGCAGCGGAAAGAGAGAGAAUUAUAAGAGAGAGAGAAGCAGCUGAAAUAGAAAGAUUACUAAAGGAGAAACAAGCAGCUGAAAGAUUACUAAAGGAGAAAGAAGUAGCUGAAAGAUUACUAAAGGAGAAACAAAUAGCUGAAAGAUUACUAAAGGAGAAACAAAUAGCUGAAAGAUUACUAAAGGAGAAACAAGCAGCAGAAAACAUGCUAAAAGAAAGAAAAGCUUUAGAACAAGUUAAACACAAAGGUAAUUUGUGACUUUGCCUACAACUCCCUACAUGAUUCCUGCAUGCGCUAAAAAAAUAUAAUUCCUAAACUGAUGUAAAUAAAAUUGUACAAAAAUAUUUAUGGAAUUCAUAACCAUUUUAUCAAAACUUUUCAAAAAGGAUAAAACUUAUGCACACUUAUAAUGUAAACAUUCUAAAUGUUUUCUUUGGCACUUGCUAGAUGAAAAACUUUGAUAUUUGAUUUAUUUCUGUUCAUAAUUUUUUUUUUUUUUUAAUUUAGCAAUUGAGCAGCCUUCAUCUAAAAAUGUGCCAUCUAACAAUCUGCCACCUGGUUGGGAAAAGCGACUUGACCGUGCCACUAACAGAUACUUCUAUAUUGAUCACAACAGAGGUGCCACUCAGUGGUUUCCUCCACCGGUCAUCUCUAAACCCCCUGGUGAGGAUCCACAUACCCUUGUCAUGUUUCUUGAUGUAGGAUCUGUAUAAUAUUCCUCAACCUUAUUAGCAUUAUUUUUUUUUUUUACUUUGCAAUUGGUAUCACCCUUUGCAAGUAUCAAAAUGUUCAGGGCACAUACUUUGACUCAUCACAGGAACAGUCUCUGUUUCAGUCUUAGAGAGUAAUUGCAACAAAAAAAAUAAUACCAUUAAUUGGGGAGGGGAGGGGAGUUUCAAAGAAAAAUUUGAAGGCAGCAUUAACAAGCCAUCCUCUUUUCAUUAGUUAUUAAAAAAUCAUCUUCAAAAUAAUGAGAACCCAGUUUAUAAUGUUUUACAGACAUCAAAUUUCUUUGGUUGUUAUGGCGCUUAAGGGAUAACAUUUUAAAAUAAUACUGCAUCUCCUCAAGUAUAUCAAGUCUGAAGUUUACAAAAAUUAUAAUAAUCAUUCUAAUUCAUUUACCACUUUUGUAUUGAAUAUAAUUGUGUUGUCUAGAAAUUUAUAUAACUACACUGAAAGAGGAGCCGUCUCGUGGUGGAUUAAGUAGGUCCCACUCUUCUCCUAAUAUCAAGAAAGAUCUUGAGGAAGAAGAGAAGCCAACUUUUGAUCGCACCAGUAAACCAAUAAAAAAGUAAGUUCUAUUGACAGGAUCAUCUACUUAUUUAAAUGGACGGGAAUUGUGUAACCUUUCUUUAAGUAAAAUUUAAUAGCUAAAAAAUGGGGAAAGCUUUAACACUUAAUAGCUAAAGAAUGGAGAAAGCUUUAACACUUAAUAGCUAAAGAAUGGGGAAAGCUUUAACACUUAAUAGCUAAAGAAUGGGGAAAGCUUUAACACUUAAUAGCUAAAGAAUGGGGAAAGCUUUAACACUUAAUAGCUAAAGAAUGUGGAAAGCUUUAACACUUAAUAGCUAAAGAAUGGGAAAGCGUUAACACUUAAUAGCUAAAGAAUGUGGAAAGCUUUAACUCUUACUGGCUAAAGAAUGUGGGAAGCUGUCACUCUCAAUCAUAUAAUAUCACUGCCACAUCUUUCUCACCUUUAUGUGAUCCUGUAAUUUCUUCAGCUUUAAAAAAAUAAAUGAUUAUUUUAAGCAAAUGGCUUUCCUGACUUUCCUCAAAGCAGUGGUCAGCAAUGUCCAUUCCAGAACUGCUUGUGGCUCUUUGAAGGAAUGGACGUGGCCCUUUUGUUAUUUUUAUUAAAACAUAAAAAAUGUUUAAACAAGCUGGCCCUCCUGCAGUGUCCAAAAUAUUUUGUAUAUAUUUGUAUAAAUUUAUAAUUUUUAUUACAGCCCUUUGCUUAAUUUAGCUAUUCACUUCAACUUUUUUUUCUAAAAAAAAUUUUCAGGUGGUUGAAACAAUUAAUAAGUUACACUUUUAAAAGCAAAAAUCUCCCACGCAUUUUCACUUACCUAACAAUAGUAUCGCUGUUUAAUAGAGAUUACACGUUUUGAAUUUUAAAAAUUAAUUUCAGUGUUAUCAUGCCAAUGCCGAGACAGACAGCAUACUCAGUGCGAAAAAGAGAUCUGAACCCAGUUUAUGGUGAUGUGGUAUGUUUCAGUAAAUUUUCAUGUUAAAUUUAAUACUAUCAUGGACAUUUUUAUUUUUAUAUCGUCUCAAUUUUUCUUUCAUUUUUAUAAAUGUACAUUUUUUCAUUGAACCGAAAAGAAUCUUUUAUAAAUAUUUAAUUUAACCCACAUUCUUAAAUUUUAUAAUAAAACUUGUUGCGGAAAAGCAAUUAAAGAAGACUAAAGAAAUAUCUGGACACCAACAAAUGUCUUCAAAAGUGGAUAUAAAAUUUUUAUGAAAAAUCAAAAUAAUAUUAUUUCCAUGUACUUUCAUUUUUAGUGUUAGUUUGUUAACAUUUACAAUUAGACCAUCUUUAGAAGUUUACUACACAAAAAAAAUGGUUAUAAAGUGGAGUCAAAGCUUGUAAGUAGUGGUAUAAAUAAGAACAAAACUAUACCAGUAAUUACUUCUUGAAAGUUCAUGGUUUCUGUUUUAGGGUCCCGCUCUUACAGGCCUCAGGAAUCUGGGUAACACCUGCUACAUGAACUCAACGAUCCAAUGUUUGAAUAACACAUCCCCACUCAUUACCUACUUCCUGAAUGACAAUUAUCUGUAUGACAUCAACAGGUAAAGUGAUGUUCACAAUAUGACAACACUCAUGUGUUACGUGGAAACAAUUAUUUGGUCUGCUAUAAAAUGUUCUCAGAUAAAAUGUUGAAAAAGUAAGAUCUGUAAUUAUAUAUUUUAAUGUUGGGGAAAUAGAGUCAGGGUAAAAGUGCUUUUAAGUGGUUCUGGGUGGCGGAGCGGUCUAAACUGAGUCAAUCCCAAGCAAGCUUGUGGAGUUCAAAUGCCUGCAAAAACCCAGACAAACAAAAACACUGCCAGCAACCUCGGUGGAUGGGGCUUGUUAAUCUUGGUUGGCAACUCAUUUAAGAGAAGAAAAACUCUGAAUUCAAACCCGGAGAUGGAAUCUUGUAGGUGGUAUGACAUUAACACAAUGAAAAUUCCGGCAACUCCUGUGACACUACUGGUGCCAAGCUGUUCCCUUGGGUUAUCCAAAUGCAUGGAGAGGGGUGGUGGGAUGCUUAGGGAACCAGCUUAUCCUCUUAAAGAAAAAAUCCCAGGCUUGUGAUUUCAUCCUGCGAAGUCUACACCAUUUUCAGUUUGAUGGACGGAUGCCUGAAAGUGUAUGACAUUUAAAAGUAUUGUUGUUGAAAUGAAAAAUUUGGAAUUUUCAAUUUUAUGUCAAGAUUAUUUAAAGAGCUAUGGUAUUAUAGUAAUCAAAGCCAAAUCCUAGCGCUUGUUUUAGCUAUCUGGACCUGACCAUUUUUUACUUCUGUGAUUAAAAUAUCUACUACCAUCCAAUGUUUGGUUUGCUUAGGAUUCCUAUAUGCAUCAUCACAGUUAUUAUUUAUACGCUAACAAGUGGCUUACUUGGGUUUCUUAUAUUCAUCAUGACAGUUAUUAUUUAUACACUAACAAGCUGCUUACAUUAUGUGCCUUAACCAGACAAUUAAACAUAAUGAUUUUUGUUUCAUUUGUUGCUUUUAUUUUUAGUGGGGGGGGUUUUUAUGUUGUUGUUUUUUUUUUGUGUUCAGAGAGAGUUCCCAGGGCAUGCAAGGAGAAGUCGUUGAUGAAUUUGCUGUGGUUGUUAAAGCAUUAUGGUCACAGCAAUUCCGGUCUAUAACCCCCAGGGACUUAAAGGUACAGCAUUUUUUUUUAACUUAUUUUUAAAUACUUGUAGUUGGUCAACUAAUUAUAAGAGUGUUGGACUGCGAUAAAGCUUUAAAAUAGAUUAAUAGACACAAACAAUUCGUAUCAAUAAAACAAUAUAUAUGUUCAGCUUUAAUAAUAAUUUUACAUAAUACACAAAUAAACGAUUCGGCGAAUGCCUUCAUCUGUAUAAAAACUAAAAAUUUGAAAAAGUAUACAUUAAAUUUGCAUAAUAUAAAUAUAUAUACACAUGUAUUCUAACUACCAAAUGGAAAAGAAUAGGAGUGGACGCAAAACCCAGACAAAAAACAAAGUAAAGAAGAACGGAAAGGAAGUGAUUUGAAAUAAAAUGUAAAAACCAAACAGGAAAAUGAGAUUGCAGCUACGUUAAAUUGAGGAUUUGGUUUAUACCGUAUGGAGUCAACGUGCCAAAUCUUGUUAUUAAUUUAUUUUCCAUAUAAAUCCUAUCUUGUGUAUACAGUAUACCAGUAACUGCGAUGUCUCAAAUUGCUCAGCCUGUAAAAGUUUGUAUCUUGUAAUUGUUUGGAGACAAGUCGUCGCCUUGGAGACCGUUUUAGAGAACACCUCUAAAACAUAAACAAGCCCUUUGUCCGGUCUCCUAACAUUCCAAUAGUGCUAUUCUUGAUAUCAUUUACCAGACCCCUCAAUGGUAAUCCCAGCACCCACUUUAAUCUGUUGGGGGGCUAUUAGUACACCUGAAACCAUCAAGUAUGAGAAUCACUGAAUUAACACAACACAGCCUCUCUCUUGUUUAAUUAUUGAUAGUUAUCCCACUGUACAUCUCUAGGGGUAAAUUCAUGUUUAACAUUAUUAUUCAUUGUUCAAGUCACCUUAUGCAGAAAGGUGACCUUCUCCAAACAAGCUAAGAUGUUUGUCUCUUUGCAAUGUUUUACAGAACACAGUAGCCAAGUACAACCCCAUGUUUGCUGGCUGUCAACAACAAGAUUCCCAAGAAUUUCUAACUUUUUUACUGGAUGGUCUGCACGAAGGUUUAAAUGAGGUGAUUUCAAAGCUGAGUUACAAAAUCAUCUUAGUUUCUGUGUAACUCUUGUGUUAACAGAAUUUCAGGAAAAUUUUUUAUAUGGAAUUAUGAAAACAAGCUGCACAUAAACAAUAUAAGCAUUUUUAAUCAUUAUAAUGUUUCUUUAGUGGACUUGGUAAAACAUAAGUAUUUUUUGUCCUUUAUUGAUUGCAUAACCAUUUGAAUACCUGAUGAUUGCGCCUUACCCAGGUGAAGAAAGCCCCAGAGAUCCCAGAACAAAACAAUGACCAACUGAGUGAUACUGAGGCUGCAAGCAGGGCCUGGAAACACCACAAACUGCUGCACAGAUCGAUCAUAGUGGAGCUUUUCCAGGUUGUGGUUCAUGUCAAAUCUUUUGUUUACCCUUUGUUUAAAUAUUUAGCUUGAGUCACUCAAAAAAAUCUGAUGAAAAUAAUGUAUUUUUAAUAACAGUUUCAUUGUCUUGAGGAAUGAAGGAAUUCAUUUUAAUUGAAAUAUCCAGGCUUAAAUUUCUACCUAUCUUCAUGUGCUACAUAAUAUUAACUUGAAGGUAUUUUGUACAUUAACUGAUUAAGGCUUUCAAAUGAAUAAUUUAUUUUGCACUUUGACUUAUUUUAAUACUUGUUUUAUAAACAUAUUUGUUCCCCUUUUAGUGAGCUUAAUUAAGUUUUGGGGAUGGUGGACUCCGGUUCAAAUGACAAAUCUAACAUUUAUGACAUUUAAUAAACCCCUGCUUGAUGUCUUGUACAGAAGCUAGAAGAUCCCAAAGAUUAUUAAAAUAUUUGGAUAGCUGCAGACAGCUUUUUGCAUGGUUUUUAUAGCUUCAUAGAGUCAAGCAUCUGUUUAGAUCUUUGAUUCCUACCAUAAUUUGAUUUGAGUCAUUUAAUUCAAACUUUCAGUAAAUACAAAUAAAUAUAUUAAACAGCAGAGACUGGUAGUUUAAUCAAUGACUGACUCAAUUAUUCCCCCCCCCCCCCCAACUCAGCCCCUCCAAAUGUCAUGCCCAUGACAUGAGCAAGAAAUUUGUAUCAAUCCAAGCUGACAUUUAUUUGGCUUGUUUUGUGAGUGACUUUUCAGUUUAUAUAGUGAACUUUAUUUGACCCAAAAAAUUUUCAAUUUGUAUCACUGCAGGGACAGCUCAAGUCUUCAUUAAUGUGCGGAACCUGUGGGAAGACCUCUGUGACUUUCCAAGCCUUUAUGUUUUUGUCUCUCCCUAUACCAUCUCAAACUAAAUGUUCACUUAAGGUAUGUUCAGUUAAGUUUUAAUCAACUUUGAUAUCGUCUUCAGAUGUGAUAUUUUAAGACAUCUUGAUUUGUAGAAUAUUUUUUUUUAGAAUAAAAUUUAAUAUUUGAAACGUUUUGAUUUUUUUGUUUUUUUUUGUUUCAGGAUUGCAUAAACAAGUUUUUAUUGCCAGAAAUGAUGACUGGGAGCAGUAAGUGGAAAUGUCCCUGCUGCAAAGUUGAAAGAGACUCCAGGAAACAAAUUGAUCUAUGGAAACUACCACCUAUCCUCUUGGUGGGGCUUAACAGGUUUGUCAGGUUUUUUUGCUUAAGUUCUGUUCCAGCUUUCUAAUGGUAUGAUGAAAUGGUCUGUCACUAAGAGAGACAGUGAGCAUCUCACUUAUUUGAUUUCUCUAUAAAACAUGACUACAAACUAAUAUUUUUGCCAGCUUCUGAUUUGUGCUAUUCUAUAUUUAACUGUUUCUCACUUAAUACAAAUGAUUUGGGCAAUGAUUUACAAGAUAAAUUCUGUCAAUUUUUCUGUGAAUUAUAUUUUAAAUUUUCACUUGAGUUACUGACUGAAAAAUUAAUUAAUCAUGAUCAUCAGGUUCUAUGCUGAAGGAAUGUGGAUGCAGAAAAAAACAACAUAUGUUGAUUUCCCUCUGGUUGACCUGGACUUUUCAGAAUUCAUCAUUGGCCCAAAACCUCGCAAUCGCUACAGUCUGUUUGGAAUAUCAGUAUGUAUUAUAAGCUGCUUAUUUAAAUUUAACCCCUCAAUAACCACAAGUUUUCAACAUUGAUUUCAAUUUAAGUUUGUUCUGAUUUUCUUAUGCUAAUUGAGGAUAUGUUUUUAGAUUGCUUGUAUCUCUUACAUUUUUUAAAAAUAACCUUCUCAAUGUAUGACUAAUAAAUUUCAUCAUUAAAUUAAGUUUUUAGCUUAUGCUAUUCAACAUCAACAAAGUUUAAGUUCACAGGGUCGGUGUGUGAAGAUCUAUUGCAAAAUAUUGUUUUUUUAACGUACAUUUAAAACAAACAAAUUUUUGGUGACAUUAUCGUUUGAGCUGGGACUUACUUUUACUUUUAGCAUCCCAAAUAAGCUUUAUUUGUCAAUAUUCCCAUUUUGGAAAACUGGUCAUGUCAAUCAACAGACCACUGGUCAUGUCAAUCAACUGACCACUGUUCAUGCCCAUCAACCCUGAAUCCAUGUACAAAUGCUCAAACAACAAACUUUCAAUUCAAGUUCAGCAAGGCCUGGCAUGCUACUUGUUAAUAAAUACAAAGUGUGCUAUUACAUAUAACAAUUGAACGAAAGGUCACAAUUUCAAGCUUACAAGAUCCAAUAGACUAAAAAGUUUGCAAUGAAUAUUUAAUUCAUGUCAGGAUAUUUCUAUUCAAACAUGUCAAAGUAGUUUUUACAAGGAUCCUGUCAUUUUGUGAAAUGCCUAAAAAGUUUGCAAUGAAUAUUUAAUUCAUGUCAGGAUAUUUCUAUUCAAACAUGUCAAAGUAGUUUUAGAAAAUUUACUUCUCUGAAACAAAAAUUGUAAUUUCAAAUAAAACAGCUCUCAAAAUAUAAACAAAACCUUUCACUAUUUUUUAUGUACUAUUUUUCUUCAGAAUCAUUAUGGUACUAUGGAAGGGGGUCACUGUAAGUAUACUUUUCAUGAAGUAAUUUUAUCAUGCAAGUCAAACUAAUCAAACUUAAAAAUUUAGCUUUUAUUUUACCCCUAAAAUAAACAAAAGCCUGUCUUAGUAAACCAAUAUUACUAAAAAUCUGAUAGGCUUUUUUAUAUUCUUUACAGAUACAGCUUUUUGUAGGAAUCCAGUCAAUAAAAAGUGGUAUAAAUUUGAUGAUCAGGAUGUUUAUGAACUGUCUAAUUCUGAUGUUAAGGUAAAUAUUAUUUAUUUUCAUGUUACCUUUUUAAAGAAGAAGAGACUAAAAUUCACUAAUAUUGGUAAAACUUCUAUACCUUAAUGACAGAAUAUUACCUCACCACUUAAAACAUAAUUUUGCAAUACAUUAUUUCCUACAAUUUAUAUUUCUUUCUCUGUGUAAAAUGGUGCCAAUGCUCAUUUCCUAUACACAUUUAAGCUAAUAAGUCAUAGUUUUUUAGCAUUCUUUUCCUCUUUUCUCUACUGUAAUAGUAGAAAUAGCUUGGCAUAAUCAGUUUUAGUAAGUAAUGAAAGCCGGUCUGUAGGUUGGAAACAAAUAUUUUAACAACUUAAAGCUAAUAAAGUAGACCUAAUGAAAGAAAUUUGACAAAAGCGCCUGUUUAUUUGCAAUCAUUGCAAUCAUGGGGAAGAUAGACUACUAAUUUUUUAUGAAAAAUGUGCCCGUAAAUCAUUUGAAAUGAUAUUUUUCAACUCAAAAAUGAAACUUAUGAUUCUUAAUAUAUUCUGAUUUGGCUGUGAAUAUGUUUUAAUAACACAGGAUAGGGUGUGGCGCAGGCUAUGUCAUUGAUUGUUGGACCUAAUCCAGCUGAAGAGCAAUUUACAAACUGUUAACAGUCAAUCAUAAAAUAUGACUUUUAAAAAUUACAAGGAUCCUGUCAUUUUGUGAAAUGAUCAAUGUUGGAAUACAUUUUAUUUGAAUGAAACACCUAUGACAACAAAAAGAAUUGUAAAUACCCGGUAUAAAAUAUCAAUGAAAACAUGUUCAGAAUGUCUUAAAAUUUAUAAGCUCUCUCUAAAAUACAUCUUUGCCUAUUGAAAUAUAAAAUAGUAAACAACAAAAAUUUAAAAAAUUAGAUCUCUCAUUAUUACACAAGAAUUGGGAUUUUGCUUUAAAUCUAAGAAUAAAAAUAAAGUGGUUUUAACUGUUGGUAGCAAUAAAGUGAAAAAAUAAUUUAAUCUUUUUCAGAGUCCUGCUGCAUUUGUGCUGUAUUAUUCAUCCAUAGAUAUGCCAGCUCCUGUCUAUAAGCCUCACUUGUAGUUUUUGCAUACAAUUUAAUGCAAAAUGAAAGAAGAAAAAAAAAGUAAGUCUCUAAAAAAAAAAAAAAAUCAGUAUCUUGAAAAACAAUCAGUGCAAACUGGAGUGUAAGAGAAUUACCUGACUUUUUCCUUGGCCAAUUUCAUUUCUCUUCAAUUUAUGUUUUUUAUUUGAUUUAUUUAUUAAUGGCCUUAAAAUGAGUGGGCCUACAUUUAUUUGUACUGUUAACUUUAAAUUUUGAUUCACAUUUCCCUUUUGUUGAAGCUCAUCAGAUUCUGAAUUCAAAUACGUGGAGAUUUUUGCUUGUCACUAGCACUACACAUAAAAAACAUCCAAUGUAUUUAGAAACAUUUUUAUUACCAAAUUAGAACAUAUUAAAAACAUGUUUAAUGUUACUAUAAUAUCCUGAGUAAUAUUUAUCAUAAUCUAUAUUUGGUGAAACAUUUAUCUUACAGUGAAAGAGAUUUAUUGGUUUUCACAUCAAAGAUGUACCUAUAACUAAUAGAUGUCCUUCAGUGUGCUCCUGUCUUAACAUCUCUAAUACAUUACUCCAUAAUUUUAAGUAUUCCUUAUUUUUAAUUGAAAUAAAUCACAUCACAUUUUUUUUUAAAAUGUGUAUGUUUUUAAAUGUGUAUGUUAUACUUGAAAUGUAAAUUUAUAUCACGAUUUUAAAAAAUUCUCCUAUUUCUAUAAACUAACUAAGGUUGAAGGGAGUGAAGCCCAUGAAGAAUCUUCUUGCUUCAUGUUGGGUACAGUUAUAUACCCUUAUAGGGACAUUUUGACAGAUGUGGUUGUUUACAAGAUGAUAAGAGUCAUAGAACUUUAACUAUUGCUGUCCAAACCGCACACAACACACCAAACCAAAUACAUUUCUCAGCUGUGCUAGUCAACUAACCAGCUGGCAUGUUGUUUACUCAAGAACUAUGAAUCCAUUUUAUUAGAUGAACCUUUUCAAUUUAACAUUUUACUUAAAUUACUGAACUUUACUUUUAUUUAAAAAAUGUAUAUUUCUUAAAACUUGAAUAGGCAUAAAGGCUUCGAGUGUUUAACUAAUUUAAAAAAUGUCACUUUAUGGGCUAUAAAAUCUUAGAAUAAUUACAAUUUUGACACAAUUUUUUUUUUUAAAUAAAUAGUCUACUAAUUUGUAGUGGUCAAUGGCUCUAAAUAUAUACUUAAAACCAGGCCUGCACAACUCAAAAUGUAAAGCAGGUCAUAAUACUUUAUAAAAACUUGUGCAGGCCAAAGGAAAAUAGGACAGGGGUUAAAACUAUUAAAAAAUAAUAAUAAAAAAUAAUAUUUUGUUACUUCGCGGGCCGCAAAGUGGGUACUGUGGGGCCGCAUGUGAGCCAUAUGUUGUGCAAGCCUGCUUAAAACCAUUUAAAGUUGUCAUAAGGCUAGGCAUGGAUGGCGCAACCUUUAAGAUAUUCCUUACUUUCCAUUUAUCAGAAAUGGUUAAUUUCUUGCCUGGCAAUGUGCUCAUGAAGAAAUAUUGAGAUGUCUUUUUGAGUUAACCACCAACUUCUACAGUGGAAGUGAAGACUUGACCAAAAUGCUAAGCUCCUAAUAACUUGGUUAUUUGUUUGUUUUAAACAGCUUGUAAAGAAGCUUCACCCUCAUGGUUAGGCUACUGUUGUAAGUAAGUUUUGAUUAACUGCGCAAACGUUUUAAUGUACAUUAAAAUUCCAUGAAAUUUAUUUGCAUAAAAUAAUUAAAUGGUGAUUUGUAAGCUGUACCCAGUACCGAUACUUGGAACAGCUGUUUUAUUAUUAGUUGCUACUGACUGUGAUUAAAUGGUAUUGACAGCUCUGUUACUGAGAUGUAGGCCUACCUACAUAUUGUGUGUUUGUCAUAUGUGUUAGAUUUUUUUUUUUGCGAGCCAUGAUUUUGUUUUUCUUCUUUAUAAAUAUUAUUAUAAAAAGAAGAAGAAGAAAAAGCAGAACUAGUCACAGAGAAUGUGUCAACUUGUUAAACUGGAAACUACAAACAAUCAGUAAAUCACUGUCAUGCUCCCAUGUUUGUUAUUAUUAAAAUGUAUUAUUUGAUGCAAAAGUGCGGCUGUGUUAAUCAACAAUACUACUAUAUUUCUGUUUUCCUGUAUAAAACAAAUGGUUACUGGUGUGAAAUAUUUUAUAAUCCAGACAUGUACCAAUAUACGAUAGAUUUAAAUAUUAUAAAGAUGCCAAUAAUUGUUUUAUUUGAUUUUUUUAAUAUUAUAAUGAAUCUAUGACUAUGAACCAUAGGUACCAUAAGGUACUGAUGUAAAAGAUUUUGGUCAUACAUGUUGUAAAUGUUUGCUUCUCAGUCUACUUUCAAAUAUUUUAAUUAAAUUUCUGUACUCCAAUAUGAAAGAUAUUUGUCAAUUGAGUUACAGUUAAGGUAAAAAAAAAAGAAUGUUCCAGACUACCACAGACUUUUAUUUAUGUACAAUAUGCAGUAGUUUAUGUUAUACUUAUUGCUCAGUCAGCCUUAGUGUGAUAAAAACAUCAAACCAAAAUAGUAAAUCAGCAGAUUCUACUUCCAGUAGUUCUGAAUAGACCCACGUGACUUCUUGCAUGUGUUACGAACCAUUAUGUGGUUUUGCAAAUUUUAAAAAAAUCAAAUAUACAAAAAUAAAAACUACAUUAAUAUUAACUUACAGCACAGCAGGGGAAAAAGUAUAAUCCUUGAAAGAUACACAUUUUAAUAUACACACACAAAUAGAGUAAAAUCCUGUAAGGGUUCUAUUUAGUCUGGUAAGUCUCGUGUCUAGCAAAUCUCUUCCGGCUGGAAAAGCUGCCAGCUUAUUUAUAGGAAGGGGAGUUAGAACUCUACGGAAAAGAAAUUUUAGAAAUUGCUUCACUCGAUAGCGUAUUUUAGAACAAAUUAGAAUAUAAACAGCCUUUUCCCAUUCAAGGGAGUGGUGGAUAAUGGUAGAGUGCUACACAUUUAAUUUGUGACAUCAAUAU